Molecule: messenger RNA, 204 nt
Organism: Cladophialophora bantiana CBS 173.52
Lineage: Eukaryota; Fungi; Ascomycota; Eurotiomycetes; Chaetothyriales; Herpotrichiellaceae
Exons: 1
Coding region: 1-204 (67 amino acids)
Source: RefSeq, a predicted model, not a curated record
AUGCCUGCCCCGAUGAACGAGAAGUCCAAGGCCGUGAGCACCGAGACGGCGUCUAUCCAGAGCACUUCCACCCUCUCGAGCCUCAAAGCGCUCCUGCACACCAAGGACAACAACAAAGACAAGCCGCGGGUCCAGCCGGAGACGGUGGAGCAGAAGACCACCAGGAGGGAGGCGGCCGCUGCCUAUAUGUCGAUGAUGAGAUAG